AUGGAGAAACAGGAAAGAAAUGCACGUAACAUCUGUGAAGAAAAUGAAAGAUUAGAACAACAGGUAGAAAAGUUAUCGAGGGAUAUGCAAAAUGAGGUUUUUAUUAAGAAUUCUACAAUUAACCUCUUAAAUGAGGAGUUAAAGGAUAAAAAAGAUGAAAUUCAUUUCAUGAACAUAACAAAUGAAAAGCUAAGCAAAGAUUUGGAUCAAGCUGAAGCUUUAAUAAAUAGGUUAAAAGAUCAGUGGAAAGAGGAGGAAAAACAGCUAGAAGAUUUAAUAAAGAAGUUACUAGAUGAUAAUAAGUAUUUACAAGAAAUUGAGUAUCUGAGAGAGGAUGUAACUCAAGAGAAAUUAAAAAAUCAGGAUUUGAUUGAAGAGUUGAAUAGAUUACAAAAAGAAAAUGAAGAUCUAAAAUUAAAAGCUCUACAUCUUCAACCCGGGAGAUCACUCUUAGAUGAGCUCAGUGAGGCAAAUAUCAAAGCAGACAAAUUUACUCAAACGGAAAAUGACUAUGAUGAAGGUGAGUAUAGUCAGGAAUCAGAUUUAGGUUACGCUUCUUUUCUUGAUGGAAUAAAGCUAGAGUCGAGUUUUAAGCAAAAGUGUCCAGAACCAAAUAGACCAUUGAAUUUAGAAAAGCAGGAUUUAACUAGAGAGUUGAGUACAUUACAAAAAGAAAAUGAUGAUCGAAAGUCUAAACUUCUAUGCUUUCAACCUGAAAUGUUACUUUCCAAUGAACCGAGUGAAGUAAAGAUCAAAGCAGGCAAAUUUACUCAAACAGAAAAUGACUAUGAUAAAGGUGAGUGUAGUCAGGAAUCAGAUUUAGGUUACGCUUCUCUUCUUGAUGGAAUAAAUCCAGAGUCGAGUUUUGAGCAAAGGUGUUCAAAAACAGAUAAAGCCUUGAAAAGGCUACCAAAAAAGUUCAAGAAAAAGCAAGUGAAUGACAAGUAUCAGCUGAUCAAAGAAUAUUUAUGCUCUUCAUUUAAACGUUGUAGUUUCACAUUUCGUGAUUGCUCUUUAAUGGAUAUUACUGAAGAUACGUUUGAUAACUUAAUGCGUAUAUGGUUUGUUCACAGAUCCAACUUAAUAAGAAGUGAAAAUGAAAAGAAGUUAAAUGAAGGAUUGUUAAGUAUUUUAAGCUCCACAGGAAAUAAUUAUGCUGAGAAUCUUGAGAGGUUUUUACUCGACAACAAAGACAAUCAAGAUUUAAAAACUGUUCUUAAUCUUAGAAGGGGAGAGUCUGGAUUAACUGUACUACAUGCAUUAUCAAGCAUAGCUGAUAAAGAUAAAGACUAUGAUAAUGCUGUGGGUUUGCUUUUAAAAGCAGGAGCUGACCCUAACAUACAUAAUGAUAGAGAGCAGACACCCUUGCAUUGUGCUAAUGGAUUUAACAGCAUAGCUUCUCUUCUAAAAGCAGGGGCUAAUCCUAAUCAGCAAGAUAAUCAAGGAAAAACCCCUUUGCAUUAUGCUGCUAAAGUUGGAUUAGAUAAAGAAAGUAUAAAUUUGUUUCUAGAGAGCAGAGCUAAGCUCAAUAUACUUGAUAAACAGGGAAAAACUCCUCUAGAUGUUGCAAUUGAUAAUGAUAACAAAUAUAUAGAGUGCUUUUUCACUGACAAUCAGAAAAGAUUAAAAAAGGAAUUAUCUAAUGAGUUGCGCUUUCAAGGUGAUUCAGUUGGCCUUACUGAAGGUCUCAAGGAGUGUUUACAUAAACAUAAAAAUGAUCAAGAUUUAAAAGUGGUUUUAAAUCUUUGUGAAUUUGAAACUGUCCUUGAAGUAAGAAGAUUACUUUUUUCAGAAGCAGGAGUAACUUACAAAAUGGGCUAUAGAAUGGAAGAAUAUGUGCCAGAAUCUAGCUUAUGGUAUAAUUUAAUGUUAAAUCAAAAUAUGGAGCUGGAUGAAUUAUUCAAAAAAGCAUCUAAAGUUCAAAAUAUGUAUCAACUAUCAGAAAUUGUAGGUCAAGUUAUACAGUCUGGGGUAAGAUUUAAUUUUCCCAGAUCAUUUUAUGAUGAAUUUGGAGAAGAAAUAUAUAAUUUCAUGGAUCUUGUGGUGAAAAAAACCGGCGAAUUAGACAGUAACUUUGAAAUUGCUAGUGACAUAGUAUGUAAAUUGUUAUCAAGAGGAGCAAUGUUGUAUAGCGUAGAUGCUGAGGAUUUAUUUGAUAUUCUGGAAUGGGAGUUUGAAGGCCAUAAAAUCAAUAUAGUAAAAGCCUAUGAAGAUUAUAUCAAUCGUACUACAAAAUUUAUAGAAAUUGCUAAAAGUGCAUCCAAUGGUAAGGUGAAAAAUGCAAAAAUGGAUAACUCCUCUUUUUAUUUAGAAUAUUCAGAGGAUAGCACGAUAGAUGUUGCAAAGAUUACAGAUGGAGAAAGAGAUUUAGGAUUCACUCAGGAAGCAGUAUAUGGAAGAAAUAUAAUAAAGAUUGGUGAAAGUGAGGUAGAAAUUAUAACUCAAGGAGGAAUAAGGAAUUAUACAGACCUUGCAGAUGGUAGUGAUAUAGCACUCACUUUCCAUACUAGUUUAGGAGAGUUAAAAGUGAGAUUAUAUCCUGAUAAGGAAAAUGAAAAUUUUAUAACAGUAGAGGUGAAUGAUGAAGAUCUGCUGGAUAAAAUAGAAAAUUAUAACGAAAAAAUAGGCAAGAAUUGCUUGCUAGGAGGGUUGUCAGUAAAUGAAGCUAUAAAUCUAGGUUCUUUCAAUAAAUCUAGAGCAUUGUUUCAUCCUAAAAAGAUCGGUCAAUCUGAUGAGACAAAAGUCCCCCUUUGGAAAGAACCUGGAAAGAUGAGAGUAACCUCAAAUCUCCAAGAAACGCAAGCUACUCUCCAUAAUAAAGGAACUCGUACUAUGCUGUAA
Molecule: messenger RNA, 2841 nt
Organism: Cinara cedri
Lineage: Eukaryota; Metazoa; Arthropoda; Insecta; Hemiptera; Aphididae
Source: the annotation of a GenBank genome assembly